UCUCCUUGCGAACCGAUGUGUUCUUAAACGUCCGAUAAAUAAACACAAUAUUGUGGUAGUAAGAAGACACUGUUUUCUUUAUGAGGUUUGUCAUUAAUGAAGUACUAAUGUUCGUUUGGCGCCCAGCGGCGGUCUCCUCCUCCUGGUCCUGGUGCCGGGCCGGUUCGUCCUGUCCGCCAUCAUGACAGCGGAGGAGCUGCUGAGGAAGGACUGGUACUCAGUGCUGGAAGCCAGUCCGUCCGACGCACCGCACGAGCUGCGGCGCAAGUACCAGAGGCUCGCGCUACUGUACCACCCAGACAAACAGAGUCCAGAUUUGGCGGCAGAGCAAGUGCAGCGCCACAUGCAGAGGUUCAUCGAGGUCGACCAGGCAUGGAAGAUCCUGGGCAAUGAGGAGACAAAGAGAGUGUAUGACCUCCAGCGACGUGCCAAAGAGCUGAAGCAGAGCUGGCCAGUCGACGCCCACAUAUGCCUGGGUGACAUGAGCUGGGAUGAUGAAGAACAAGUCUACACCUACAACUGCCGCUGUGGUGGCCUUUAUAUCAUUGGAAUAGAAGAAGCAGAAGUGGAAUCUGUCAUUUGCUGUGACACCUGUUCACUAAGUAUAGAAGUCCAGAGGGCUUCCUGAAGACCCAAGAUAAAU
Molecule: messenger RNA, 643 nt
Organism: Scleropages formosus (Asian bonytongue)
Lineage: Eukaryota; Metazoa; Chordata; Actinopteri; Osteoglossiformes; Osteoglossidae
Gene: dnajc24
Product: DnaJ (Hsp40) homolog, subfamily C, member 24
Exons: 5
Coding region: 182-628 (148 amino acids)
Biological process (GO): positive regulation of ATP-dependent activity
Molecular function (GO): ATPase activator activity; ferrous iron binding
Source: RefSeq, a predicted model, not a curated record